AUGGUACCCAUAGGGAAUGGCGUAUCCGCCACCAACGGCAACACUCUGACAGCAGGGCGCGUUACCAAUCAACCCUAUCCCCAAACGCCGCAGACCCCCGUAUCCUUCACUCCCGACCAAAUUAACGCAAUCAACGCACAAACUCACGCCUUCAUCUCACGCGGCAUGUCUGUACCGGAACCGAUCCAGCAAGCGAUCCGCGUGCCGAACCAGGCUACCCCGACCUGCAACCCCUCUUCCACGACGAUUAAGCGAGAGGAGAUCGAGGCGGUCGACCCCGAGAAGUUGCCGAAGGGGGCAUUACUCGAGGAGGACCGCGAUCCGGAGCUGAUCUCGGCGAUUUGGGCGAUGAAGAUGCGGCGACUACUUGUCCCGUCAUUUAUGCCCGACGGCGUAGACCCGCACCAGACUCCCGAGGAGCGCAACGCGUACAUCGACGCACGGAUCGAGCAGCGGAUGUGA
Dichomitus squalens LYAD-421 SS1 is the source of this 462-nucleotide messenger RNA. RefSeq lists its product as uncharacterized. Bases 1 to 462 code for a protein of 153 amino acids. Gene Ontology annotation, cellular component: nucleus. Gene Ontology annotation, molecular function: ATP binding. Gene Ontology annotation, biological process: regulation of DNA-templated transcription. NCBI's taxonomy places the organism in Eukaryota, Fungi, Basidiomycota, Agaricomycetes, Polyporales, Polyporaceae. The transcript has 3 exons. The record is from RefSeq and is a predicted model, not a curated record.